AGGAUAUAUAAUUGACUCUCUUGCUGCAUCCCACCAGUCCAUCACCAGAUUCAGCUCCUCACCGCGCUAACUGUACGAUUCAAGCAAUGGCUGCCCCGGACAAGGUUUUCAUCGCUGCCCUUCUUCUUAUGGCCAUGCUAUCUAUCAGCCACAGAGGUGUUUCAGCUCAACCUGGCUGUAGUACAUCCUUGGGCGUUUGUGGUACCGGUGUGACCGGUGAUAUCGCAAUACUCUGCAGGAACGCAUUAAGUUGCAUUGAUGCAGUAUCAGCAUGCGGAAAGGAAGAGAAGGACGAAGCAAAAAAGAAGUUAAUUGAAAAAGGAUGUUCCGGUUCCGGAAUACCAAUAAUCAGCGCCAUGAGUCUCUUCGUCGCAGCUCUUUUCCAUAUGCUGUAGUUUUAACGUUAAUGAUAUACAGUUUCUCAAAAAUUAAUUUUAGCAAAUUUUGGUAUUGCUGAAUUUUGGACAAAAAUAUUGAACUCUUUGAUAAAAGUAUCAAAGAACUUCGUUAAGAUUUUUUUUAUUGAACAUGUAUGUAUAUAUUAUUGAUUAACUGAAAGACUUCAAAAGUAUGUUUACUGUAUUGGUAACCAAAGUCAAUCUCCUAAUAUUCAAACCACACCCAAUCCAACAUCGGUGCGAAUCCUUAUGAUUCAUUCGUUCUUCUUUUAAAUAUUCAUAAAUUCCUCUCAGUAGAAAUAUUGAAAGCGGAAAUCACUGAAAUGUUUAAUAAUAGGUGAUCAAAUCUAAUAAAGCCCAAAGGACUUAACAAUAGAUUUGAUAACACUCUAAUGAUUCCUCACUAUACUUAUAUUUUUAUAAUUUUCAGUAAUUGCUUUUAAAUAUUAAAAUAUUCAUUGAUUAAAUGUACUGGACUUUAAAUUACAAAAUCAGUUUGAGUUAUCACAGACAAAGACAUUGGAAAAUGUAAAUACUAGACAAUGAAGUUCAACAUAUAAUGAACAAUUUUUAAAAUGGAACAUCUUCAGUGGUUUUAUAGUAGUGAACACUUUAGCAAUUUUUAUGUACCGGUAUUUAAAUGUGUGGGGUUUUUUUCAAUUUUUUAUUUCGGGGG
This is a messenger RNA of Magallana angulata, 1074 nucleotides long. RefSeq lists its product as uncharacterized. Bases 87 to 395 code for a protein of 102 amino acids. The record is from RefSeq and is a predicted model, not a curated record. The transcript is spliced from 4 exons. NCBI's taxonomy places the organism in Eukaryota, Metazoa, Mollusca, Bivalvia, Ostreida, Ostreidae.